This is a messenger RNA of Trifolium pratense (red clover), 2962 nucleotides long. Its product is annotated as mucin-17-like. The record is from RefSeq and is a predicted model, not a curated record. Bases 237 to 2678 code for a protein of 813 amino acids. The transcript has 8 exons. NCBI's taxonomy places the organism in Eukaryota, Viridiplantae, Streptophyta, Magnoliopsida, Fabales, Fabaceae.
AAUCGGUUAACUUUAUCCAUAGCUGUAUUUUUUAUUUUUCUUUCUUUUCCUUCUUCCUAAAUAAUCACAUCGAAGGAGAGAGGGGUGAGUGAGUGAUCUUCACAUUUCUUCAAUUCAACGGUCUCUUACUCUCACUGUCACCAUCAUCAACUUUCAUCAAUUUCACAGGUUUAGGGUUUUGCAACAUAAAUCAUUGUUCAAUUUUCAAUCAAUUUGGGAUUAAUCAACAAUCACCAAUGCUAGAAAACAACCCGAAGAAGCUUACCUUCUCCGAAAUCGACGCUGCUACUCUCACACAACGGUAUGAUGCAGCGACUGUGUUGACAGUGCUUCAGGAAUUAACACAUUACACUGAGUCAAAGUUUGAUUGGAAUGAAUUGGUAAAGAAAACUACUUCUGGUAUUUCUAAUGCCAGGGAAUAUCAGAUGCUAUGGCGUCACUUGGCGUAUCGAUAUGACUUGCCUGAAAAUUUGGAUGAAGAAGGGGAUGAACCUAUGGAUGAUGAUAGUGACAUAGAUUGCGAGCUGGAAUCAUUUCCUUCUGCAAGUGCGGAAUCUACAUUAGAGCCCUCAGCAUGUGUGAAGGUGAUUAUUGCUUCCCGUACGCUAAGUGAGUCUACCCCUAGUAGCUCAACAAUUGAGGCUCCAUUGACCGUAAAUUUUCCAGUUUGCUGUUCAUCUAGAACUCCAAAGGAAAUUUCACUGUCCUCUAAUUUGAUGGAACAAACAAGCAUUAUGUUUCCAGUUUUUGUUAAUAGACAGACACUGCCAACUGUAUCCUCAACAGAUGCUUUAGAAACCAAGGGAACAGAUGGUGGCACCAUGGCUUCCAAAAGGAAAAGAAAAGGAUGGUCAGAGGAAGAGGACAAUGAGCUACGUGCUGCUGUUCAGAGAUGGGGUGAAGGGAAUUGGGCAACCUUGGCAAAAGGAGACCACUUUUCUAUUAAGAGAACUCCACACCAAUUAUCUCAGAGGUGGAGCACUUUACGAAAGAAAGACGGCAGUACCAAUUCAAGUGCCACUGUGACCAAUCCAGUAACCCCCGUGACCACCAACACGCCCGUGACCACCAACACGCAGUAUACUGCUGAACAGUUGGCAACUCGCCACUCCUUAAAUUUAGCUCUUGAUAUGCCAUUCAAAAAGUUAACUGCUCCUGGAAUGACUGAUCCUGGUAGGACAUCCACAUCAAUUAAAAAUCAAGUGCAGAGUCGUAAUACAACACAAGUCUCCUCAGUUCGUAGUUCUGUACCACCUCAGACUCAAGCCUCCACUGUUCGUAGUUCUGUACCACCUCAGACGCAAGUCUCCACAGUUCGCAGUUCCGUACCACCUCAGCCACAAGUCUCCACAGUUCGUAGUUCCGUACCACCUCAAACACAAGUAUCCACAGUUCGCAGUUCCAUACCACCUCAGACGCAAGUCUCCACAGUUCGCAGUUCCGUACCACCUCAGACGCAAGUCUCCACAGUUCGCAGUUCCGUACCACCUCAGACGCAAGCAUCCACAGUUCGCAGUUCGGUACCACCUCAGACGCAAGUCUCCACAGUUCGCAGUUCGGUACCACCUCAGGCGAAAAUCUCCACAGUUCGCAGUUCUGUACCACCGCAGACGCAAAUCUCCACAGUUCGCAGUUCUGUACCACCGCAGACGCAAAUCUCCACAGUUCGCAGUUCUGUACCACCGCAGACGCAAGUCUCCACAGUUCGCAGUUCGGUACCACCUCAGACGCAAGUCUCCACAGUUCGCAGUUCUGUACCACCUCAGACGCAAGUCUCCACAGUUCGCAGUUCUGUACCACCUCAGACACCAGUCUCCACAGUGCGCAGUUCUGUACCACCUCAGACACAAGUCUCCACUGUUCGUAGUUCUAUACCAACUCAGACGCAAGUCUCCACUGUUCGUAGUUCUAUACCAGCUCAGCGUCCAUCUCAACAAGCUUGUGGUUCCCCUGCAAACCCCAAAUUAGCCUCUGAAAAUCCAGUCUCAAAGAGUAAUGCAAUUCCAGCUUGUGAGUUAAAACCUGCCAUUGUUCAUUCUGGAGCACAAACUGUUUCACGAUCAAAUGCUAUGCCACAAUUGAAGGUUGCUCAAGCGAAAAGUGUGGUACAUACUGUGCCUGCUGGCGGUUCUUUGACAAAGACACCCAUUUCUGCUGGUUUGCCUUCUGACCAAAAGGUUCAUUCAAAUGUGCCUGCUGGUAGUUCUUUGACAAAGACAACCAUUUCUGCUGGUUUGCCUUCUGACCAAAAGGGACAUGUUACCUCUGUAAAAGAAGAGGAAAAAAGAGUUUCUGAUCCUGGCUCUGCACCAAAAGAGGUGAAAGGAGAGGAAGCUUCGACAUCAACUACUCAGGGCAAGGUAGAUAGCAAACUGGAUAAGAUGAGGCUAGAUUUAGAUAAAGCCAAAAGCAUGCCCAGUGAGAAAGUUUUGGAACAUAAAGCAGUGUCCCAUAAUUCAGGAGAGUGUGAAGAGCAAGGAAGUGUUAAGAAUUCAAAUUGUACCCCCAAGAAGGCAACUGAGAAUGGAAAUGGCAAUUCGAAUAAGGAAAGUCAAGUUCUAAAUCAAGACAAGAAGACAGUUUCUAUUACUGGAAACUCUAACCAUCAAAACGUGAACGAGAAACUCGUAAAUUUGCCAAAGCAGGGUGAAUGCCGUCAAGGUUUGGAAGUGCCGUGAUAGUAGAAAUUGAAAACUGGUAGUGGUAUAUAGUAACUAGUGGAUUUUGGGCAAAUGUUACUGCCAAACAUAUAAUUAUUGUGCAAUUUCUUUCUUUUUCAUUCUGAAUUCUGGAUUAGUAUCUUGCAAAUUGUUACAGCGUACGUGAGUGGUAAAAAUGUAAAAUGAUUUUGUGGAAAAUGUCUUUUUCAAUUAUCUAAAUUCUAAACCCCAAAUAUUCAAUUUUUUGUUGUUGAAAAAAGACAAAUAAAGAUAAACGGUAAAUUGUGUGUUUGUGUGUAUCA